UCGGACAAUAAAGUGGGGUUGUAUGGUGGAGGCGCCCAUUCCCACGGGAUUUAUCGUGAUACUAACCAAGAUUAGGACACACAAGAUGGUCUUCAACAGUGAAAUGAGACAUAGGAAAGCUGCAAGGAUCUGACUCAAAAGUGACAAAACAGCCAUUUCGAUGCCAGGAGGACAUCGGAGCAGCGGUGAGAGGAACGACAGCCUGUCGUGUCCAGUCCCUCCAACUGGGUACGGUGACCAAUAAUGGAAGUGGCCUUACCCAUGGCGGCGGCAGCCAAUAUGGAUUGUUACGAAGACAUGUUCAAGGAGAUCACGAGGAAACUGUACGGCGAGGAAGGGUUACAGGACAACAACGGUGAAGGGGGCACAGGGGGAGGUAGUAGUAAUAGUGGAGGUGGGAGUGAGGGCGGCAUAGCGACAAGCAUGCGCGCUGCUGCCGCCGCAGCAGCAGCAGGCGUAGGUGUGAUGCCAGACUAUGAAGGAGAAGGUAACGGUGGCGGGUUCAAACCCGAUGAUGGGCAUCAUUCACAUGGUGCUUUAACAGCUUUCGGCCUGGCGGCAUUAAUGCAGAACGGCUUCCCCCCGCCACCAGGGAUGUUGAGUGCUCAUCAUCAUUUUCAAGACGCAAAGUACAGAGGCGGAGCCGUAGGAGUUGGCGGGGGUGGCCAUCAUCAUCACCUGCACCACCACCAUACCACUAGUUCCUCCGACAACAGUAAUACGGUGGCAGAGGACAAGUGGGUUUCCAGUGAGGAGGUACUUCAGUGGACCAGCUCCAAGAUUGCUAGCUACAACCCAGCCCAGAAACUGUUUCGUUGCUCUGAAUGUGAAUGUGUAGGGUUCCUGUCUCGCGUGGCGGAGCACUGGCUUGGAACGCAUGCCAAUCUGCGAGUAUUCCAGUGUCCUCAGUGUCCGUACUCGAGUGCCUGGGCGCGCUGCGUGAGGAUGCACCUUACCCGCCAACAUAACGUGACCGAGACGCCAGGGGACGGCGUGGCUACCUUAUAUAAAGAAAACCCCGUCCUGGAAGAGGUUACCAAAUUUUUACAAAGACUCAAGACCAAAGUAGAAACGGCGCCUACAACCACCAACAAUAGCGGUGGGGUAAACAACCAGAAGAAUCAACACGAGUUCCAUCAUCAACCUCCAGUUAGUGGUAGGACCAACACCUCGACCGACAAUCAGAGUACAAAGCGUUAUUCCUGUACGUAUUGCCCUUACGCCACUGAUCGGCGUGACCUCUUCACGCGCCACGAAAAUAUCCACCGCGAAGAGAAACCUUUCCAGUGUUACGUGUGCCAGAAACAGUUCAAUCGCGCGGACCAUGUCAAAAAACACUUCCUACGCAUGCACCGCGAUUACCCUUACGAUCUUAACCGUAUACGACGCCAACCGCCUAAGAACGCUAGCGGCAUGUCUUACUAUCAUAAAUACAACAAUAACUCGACUACAGCUGGGUCCAACAACACGCAUCGUCAGCACGACAACCAGAACAACCAUCAAGCAAUAAUGACACCCCAGAUCCAUCAAGUGCACCAGCACCAUAACCUCAAUAUCCCCGGAGGAUUUUCCCCUGUGGGCCUGAGGCCUGGCACGAAUCUUCCACCGAUCAGCAAACCCAAAUCACAGCCACCGCCCCCGCAGCAUAACCACAACGGCUGCAACGCGAAGUCUCAUGGCAGCAAGACAAAGAAGAAGGGUGAGAAACGUUAUUCUUGCUGUUAUUGUGCGUGGUCUGGUGUUGACAACUGGUGCCUGAAGCGCCACCUCAACACGCAUCUGAAACCGUUCGUGUGUGUUCUGUGCGACUACAAGGCGGCUCGCUCGGAACGGCUCGCAACCCACGUUCUCAAAGUUCACAACAAAAGAGCAUGUGGCCGGUGCUCCUUCCUAGCCGAUGACCAAGCUCAGCUCAGCAUUCAUCUUCAAGAGCACCAUCCACUGGAACACAGAAACAAUCGUUCUUCCAACAACGUCCUUCGAAAUGUUGGCUUCUCAAGCCAUCCACCAUCAGUGCCAGGCUCCUUUGGGAAUCAGAAUGUUGGCUCCACCAACAACAGCCACGGCCUGGUGAAACGCGAGCAUUUUGAACUGGAGACAGUCACGGCUAGUGCUGUACUGCAACAGCACGGCCGUGUGGUGCCUCCUCCAAACCUGCACAGCCACCACAAUUCUGGGGAGGACCAGUACAUGAGGGCAACCAAGCAGCACUAUGGCGCUGCGCGGCUGUUCCACUACAUGGAGGCCUCAGACACAUCUGAUCCUGAGGAAAAUGGGACUGACUACCAGGAGGAGGAAGAAGAGGAGCCGCCUCCGUUCAUCUGCCGUGAGUGUGGCUGUGAAUUUGUGGACGAUACCUCACUCGAGACGCACGACUACACACAUCACCAUACCAAACGCCCUUUGCCUGUGGUGGAGACUACCAGCAGUAGCAGUAAGCCCCUGCCGUACCAGUGUAGUGUCUGUGGGUGCAGCUUGGCAUCGCAGAUGGCCAUGAUGGAACACAUGCGUACCCACACAGGACUUGUGGUCCACUGCCGUGCGGAAAGCUGUGACUUCUCGACGCCACUAGGCACAGAUACCCUGCGAGAACAUGUUGCGACACUGCACGGGAACGAAGGCGGCUGCUGUACAGCUCGAUGUCCCCACUGUGGUUUGGCGUUAGGUACGGGUGAUGCGAUCAAACGCCACCAAGGGCAGCAUCAUGAUGCACUAGAGAAGUGCGCCUUGUGCGACGCAAUCUUCAGGAAACAUUUUGCCAGCACUGUAAAAGACAACGUGAACAACAAUGUAUGCAAUAACAGGAGAUGCAGUAGUAGUGGUGUGACUGAUUCAAACAUGAACCAUUCUACCUUGCUUCAGAGGGCAGAAGACCACAGCAGUCGUGAUGGAACUACAGGAUCUAAACGUUCCAGAAAACAGAGCCAACCAAGGAGAGUUGUUCCAGAUGUUCUCGAUUCGGAGAUGGAGAUCCAAGUCUUGCGCCACCCAGGGUUCCUCAAAAGUAGAUUACCAAAGAGAAAACAUCAAACCAGUGCUGCAGAAAUGUCACAACUCAGGGACAAAUAUGUUGAACUGCUUCUGGCACGGAAGGGUCUGAAGUGCAAUUGGUGCCGGCAGGAAAUGUUCACAUUUCCAUACCACACAGCAGUCAGCCUGGCGUUCCACCAGCUAUGGCGACACACCAGGACCAAAUUUCAGUGUGAACACUGCGAGCAUGCUUACCGGCAUCGCUACCAGGUGGUACUUCAUGCCAGCAGGGAACACGUCACCAUUAAACCAUCAUCAUCCAGGAGGAGGUCAUCACCAUCAUCACCACAGCCACCAUCGGCAUCAUCCGAACCAGUAACAGUGCCUGAACCUUCUUCAAAGGAACCAAAACUUUCACCUGUACCUGCACCAACAGAAUCUUCAUUUUCAAGCAUCAAUGUACCUGAUUUAUUAGUAAACCCAAAUACAACUGUAAAUAUAUCCCUACUAAGAGACCCCAAACCCUGUCACAUAGACUCAUCCAUGCUGAACACACCUCUGGCUGCACCAAUACCUCCAAAAUCCUCCUCCUCCUCCUCACCAUCAUGAGACAUGUUCAUACCUAGUAGCAUUUAAAUUCUGCAUCACAUUCUGUCUAUUCAUAUGUAUUUGUGUGUAUAAUAAUGUUUUCUUGAGCAAUGUAGUAUGUGUCAUCUGUAAUAGACACAAGUAGGUAUUACAGUAUUUCAUAUAUUUGCAGCAAGACUUUUGCACCUGUAUUCUAUUGGUUGACACUACCGUUCAGUACUUAAUGUUCAUUAAUCAUACAUUUUAAAAAGAAAGCCACAGAAAUAACAGGUGGAUAGUCUUCUAUGAAACAACGAACAGAGCCAAAGCACUGCAAGCAAUAACUCAGUAGUUGAGUGCACUGUCUCUGUACCGCAGACUUUUUAUUUUCAUGAUUCAACAUUCUAAUAAUAAAAAUAAUACGUGUUGAUGAACUAUUUAUCAUGCCUGUAACUACUUCAGCAAUGCAAAUACCAAGCUAGCACCUACAAAUAUGUCCAAGGAAUCUUGUGGUGUUGUCGGCUGAUGUGAUGACAUUGUCUGGAUUUCAUUCAUGUCAUAAAAAUGCUGUAAGAACUAUCACUGAAAACUGUGUUAAUUUUUCCUGUAAAUCUUUGACAGAGUUCAUUUUCCUGAUAUACUAUCUAUAUUAGAACAAGAUACAAAUUACCAUCUAAGUAUAUAAUUUAUAUCCUGUUCCUGUAAGUGAUUUUAGAAUUACAAGUAUAUCAAUUCAAAAUAAAGUAUUCAAAACCAGUGUUAAACAAAAGUCAGGCUAAUAACUGCAUCACACACACACUCAAUGCACUGAUAUAACUCUUAUUUUACAUGUUGAAAGGAACUACAGACUCUCUUUCCAAUUUACGACCAUAAAUAAAAUGUAAAUACUGGGAUGAAUACUGUUGCUGUUUAAUGACAGAUUUAUCAGUUUAGCUCUUUAAACACAUAUGCAACAUAUAACCACUGUUCACUUUUUGGCUGCUUAUCUCAUUCAAGUUUGAAUUACUCUUAUUUCAUCUCAAUACUCUAUUGCUUACCAUUGAAAUUUUGAAGCGCAAGGAAGAUUUAUAUCCUGUGGCAGAGUUAUGAGGUUUCAUUAUCUAAAUCUCUGGUAAAGUGAGCUUCACUGGGGAAUCUUUAUGUGACAGCCAUCCAUGUUUUAUUGAUGUAGAGGUACUUCAAGAGGCAGUUUCAAAGCAGACAUGUUAACACAGCUACACUGCAGUAGGUUUCAAAUUUGCUACAGUAAUCAAUGCAAGACACCCUCCUACUGCACAUUAACUUUGUAGAAAAACAGUAUUUAAGACUGUAAAUUUGCCAUUUGCACAAGGAAAAAGCUAUGCUUUUGCUGAACAGAUCUUUAACUUAAAUAAUGGAAGCUCAUGCUGCUCAUUGGUGAAACAAUUCUGGCCAGUAUGGGACAACUGGACUAUAGUUUUUCAAGUUUUUUUUUUAUGUGACCGCAAAUCAUUUGUCCACAGAAAUUUUCAAGUUGUCUUUAUACACUUAAUGAUAGCAUGUGAAAGGCAUCAGAUGGCAACGCUUAAAAUUACAAAGAUAUAUUAAUGAAUGUGGACAUUCAUGUAAUUCCCAUAUUACAUGUGGUCCAAUUUUAAACAGAAUUCUCCAUAUCAAUUUAUUUGCAUUGGGGGAGGACGGGGACUGACGUACAUAAAGCAGCAGGAAAAGUUGCAAAACACCCAGUUUGUUUUCGACACCAGAAUAGAGUCUAUGGCAUUCCAAAUUAUGGUAAGAUUAAUGGCGCUAACAUUCAAACUUCAAAUAAAUUAUUACAUAAUAUAUUCCAGUUUCCUUGCCUGUAUCAUUUCAAGCACCCUGAGUUGCUCAACGGGUGAGAUAAGGAUAGGUUAGCAUUACGUAAAUAUCAAUUAAUCAAGAUUCCAACUUUCACGUACAACACACUCAUAUGCUGGUUUUAAUAUAGUGAAAGCUACUAUUCUGGCAGCAUACAACUUACAUCUUGUGUUGAGCAAUUCAUUUUCCUAGAUUACUUGUAUAGUUGACAGGAAACUGGGUGCAGAAAACCCAACAGUAUAGAAAUCUUUUAUUUACUCAGUUUAAAAUUAAAAUAUUAUGCACAGUAAAACCAUUAUCUUACCAGACCAGCGUCCCAUGAGUCCCAGAAGAGUCCAAGACCUCUGAUGAUGAAUGGAGAUGUUUACUGAAAAAAAUAGUAUUUCUUUUUAGAUUUCAUAAAAAUGGUUUAAUGAUACUAAAUUAUUACUAAAAUCAGUUUGCUUUAAUUUCAGUUUUAAAUAUUUAUUGGACAGGGGAAGGAAUAAAUGGACUGGGAUUUUGCAGAACAGUACAGUGUAUUAAGAGAGCUGCACAAGAAAGAAAAGCUGUAGAUAGAUUUUACCUCUGCUAAAAAUUUUCAUGCAAUGAAAUUCGUAAGUGUACAGAAUAUAAUUUGAGAAAUAAAACAGUUCCUUUCAAGAUUGUAAAUUUAAAAAUAUAUGACCAAAAUACGAAGUCCAUGGUUUGUUCUACUGUUGUUUCUAUAAUUAAUGUGGAAUUUUUAUUACAUAAUUAAGUGGAGGAAUUGUUUUGAAAGAGACU
This is a messenger RNA of Cryptotermes secundus, 6117 nucleotides long. It is a transcript of the gene chn, whose product is annotated as zinc finger protein 624. The transcript is spliced from 4 exons. Gene Ontology annotation, cellular component: chromosome. Bases 244 to 3579 code for a protein of 1111 amino acids. Gene Ontology annotation, biological process: regulation of transcription by RNA polymerase II. Gene Ontology annotation, molecular function: chromatin insulator sequence binding. The record is from RefSeq and is a predicted model, not a curated record. Lineage: Eukaryota; Metazoa; Arthropoda; Insecta; Blattodea; Kalotermitidae.